Phoenix dactylifera (date palm) is the source of this 1241-nucleotide messenger RNA. NCBI's taxonomy places the organism in Eukaryota, Viridiplantae, Streptophyta, Magnoliopsida, Arecales, Arecaceae. The record is from RefSeq and is a predicted model, not a curated record.
AUGGGGAUCAAAGAUGGCCGACCCAAUUGCGGGCCCCUUGGACGUCGGCACGCGGUUCGCUGGACUGGCCGGCCCAACUCUUCGUUUCAGCCUUUCAGGGGCUUUCGGCUUUCGGAGAGCAACGGGAGGACGGACACUUCCGGCCCGACCGGCGUGCCGGGCACCAGCCGGCGGCUCAAACUGGCGAAGGGGAGCGAGCUCAGGGCGGAGGUGGGCCCCGACAAGCCGGUCCGCGAGACGCCUCCUCUCCGGCACCGAGCUCCCUCCGGAGAACUAGCUCGCCAUCCCCCCUCGCCGAAAGAUUUUCACAUGGAACAAAGUGCGACCAUUGAAUUGGAUGGAAUCAGCGAAGUUGAAUACGUUGCAAAUGAGACCCCUAUGGUGAGCUAUGUGGAUAGCGAUGCCAUUCUUGAUGGACGAAGGCUUCAUGUUAAAGCGUCCCAAGGCUGUGAUGUAGAUUCUUCACAGGCAUUAUGCUUUUUAUGUGUUUCUGACCCUUAGUGAUCGAUGAAUUCCUUUCAAUUUUGUAAGUAAUGUUGCUGGCUCCAAGUUAAACAAUGACCGCAUUCUCAGUUUUGUCUGUUUGUGGGGAAAGGCUGCUUGUGGAAAACUAAAAUUUUGAAGGAUAACACAAUGUUCACGUGGAAUGAUGAACGUAAAGACUAUGGGUUUGAUUGUCGUCAUGGCAAGUUAGAGAUUUGGGAUUUGGUAUUAGUUUGGCAAGUGAAGCAAUUUGACGGCUUGUACGAGAUUUUGGCAAAAAUGUGAUAGUGCAAUGAAGACCAAAGAAAUAUGCCGGAGUAAUGAUAGGUAAAGAAUAUAAAGAAUAUGCUUGAGGAAGGAUAAAAGUUCAUUCAAUGAUCAGGUAUAUGGAAAAAGAUAUAUGUUGUUUAGUGCGAAAAAAAUAUAUGGAAAAAGAAACAGGAAGUUUUGUGAAUCUGCCACCAUUUACAUAGCAUGAAAUAGCUUGUGUUCGGAUACAUAAUGUAGUUGGAGUCCUGUAGUGAGAUGGGCUACCCUAUGUAGAUUUUAUUGAAACAUGCAUAAUACUGAUUAAUUAAAUGGAUUUGCUUUAGUGCUAGUUUUAAGGCGAGAGGUCGCGUAAGUUGUCUUGCAAUUAGAAACUUGGUAGGUGUUUAAAGCAUCCUUUGUGGAGUUUGUGGUCUUUAAACCAUUUUCCCCUUACUUUCCCCCUCUAAUGAACUUUUUGAUUCAAAGUUCAAGCAUUUACUGUCUUAUUG